Molecule: messenger RNA, 3513 nt
Organism: Arctia plantaginis
Lineage: Eukaryota; Metazoa; Arthropoda; Insecta; Lepidoptera; Erebidae
Source: the annotation of a GenBank genome assembly
AUGGACGAGAAAAGUGACAAUAGAAAAAAAGCUGUUUCGUGGUACAUUAACGACACCACAGAUUUAGAAAGAGCUAAGAAAAGUAUCAAUCCUGAAGAAACGGAGGUCGUACGUCGAAAACGCAGCGGCAGACGUCAUGCAGCUAAGUCAAAGAGCUUAGACCCAAAACAGGAGACAAGGAUGAUAAUAAACUCCACUAAGUCGGUCGAUCAAAAUGAAUCUAUUUACUUCUCCUACGAGAAGAGAGCUCAAGGGGUAUACAAUAACUCACACGGCUGGUCAGAGAUUUCGCAGCCGAGGACAUUCCCGAAAGGAAUUUAUCGUAUAGGGAAACUGAACACCCGACUUCUGGAAGCUGUUGAAAACGGUGAUACACAGGAAGUAGCCAGAUUACUGGCGCUGGAGGCUGAUCCGAAUGCAACAUGUCGUCUCAACCAUGUGUCGGCCUGCCACGUCGCUGCCAUGAUGGACAACAAUUCCUUAUCAUUGCUGAUCGAGGCAAAAGCCCACAGCUUCAGAACGGAUAAGAUUGGCCGGACGCCUCUUCAUUUGGCUGCGUGGGCUGGUAAUCCCAGGCAAAUUGCUAUUUUGCUGGAUUUACCAGAAGAUCUACAAAACAAAGUCGCAGUUGGAAUAUGUCCAGAAACUGAGAAGGAAAUAAAAAAAUACAGCUCUGUGACACAUCGUCUGACGAACACACCUUGCAACAUUGGCACGUUGGAUUUUCUGCCGAACUCUUGGCUCGACAGCAUGGAACACAACUGCAGACGUCAGAAAGAAAACCUACCGCGUUUCACGCCGGGCUGGACAGCUCUGCACUCAGCAAGCGCUCGUGCUCAGUACACCUGUGUCCAGCUGCUCCUCGCUGCUGGAGCCGACCCCUGCGCCCGUGAUCUUAUUGCGAGAACCCCGCUUGAUGUAGUGGGGUCAGCACACUAUUCAAGACACAAUAUUGAUGCCCACGACUUCAAAGAAACCAUAAGAAUGCUUCUAGCAGCUAGUGGGAAGUUCUGCAGUACACUGGGGAACUGCCUCAACAACGUGAACUCUCCUCUGCAUACUGCUGUGGAGUUGGAAAGCAAAGAAGCCAUUGAAGAACUGCUAAACGCUGGUGCCUCGCCUAUUUGUCUUAACGAAAAUGGCCUCACAGCAUUGCACGUUUGUGUGGAAAAGCGCCUCAAAGAACUAUUACAGUUUUUGGCAAACUAUGAAUACAACGACCAAGAUCCAUACUUGGCGACAGUGGACGCCAAAGAUGAUAUGGGCCAGACCGUCCUCCAUGCAGCUGUGAGGACCAAUUGGACGGAUGGUGUCUGCAUCGCUCUGGGCGCUGGGGCCAGUGUUUUUAUGAAGGCAAAUGAUGGGGAUUCCCCUAUUCACUCAGCAGCAGCUGUGGGCGAUAUACACAUUCUCCAACAUAUACUGAGCGUUGCUAAAUACGCCAUCGACUACCGCAACCAGAAAGGCCAAACGGCUCUUUUCGUUGCCAUCAUGCAAAAUAACUUAGAAAUAGUAAAAAUAUUGAUUGACAAUGGGGCAUCUUUAAGCAUUGUUUUACCUGAUCACCAAACUGUUUUACAUAUCGCCGCUCGCUAUGGAUACACAGACAUCUUAGAAUACUUACUAAACCACGAAAACCGAAUUAUAUCCACGUUAAUGACGGCAAAUAGGUGUCCUCCAAUAACGUAUGCAGUUAUCAACAAUUAUCCAGACUGUGUCAGAAUAUUAUUGAGUAAAGGUGACAAACUCAACGAUUUGGUACCAUUCCAAGAUGAAAUUUGGCAAUCAGAAGAACUAACGACUGUUUUGCAUAUCGCUGCAGUAAAAAAUCACUUUCAAAUAGCAAAAAUGAUUAUCGAAUUCGAUGGAGAAACUAUCAAUAAACCAAAUAGCAGGGGCUUGCUACCUCUACAUGAAGCGUGUAUUCGAGGGCACAGAGAAAUAAUUUCUCUACUCAUUCACAAAGGUGCUGAUCUGUCUCAGCCGAGUUGGCAUCCCAAAAUCAAACAAACUCCUGUGGAAAUGGUCAUGAUUAACUUAUCCAAACCAGCUGCGUACAUGGAAGAGGUUUUCGAUUCUUACAUAUAUAAUCUUCAGGAUAAAGAAUGCCAGGUUACAGUUAAUUAUGCUAUUUUGGUGCCAAGGUCUUCGGACGGGAAGCAAAUGAAAGUGCUGAAGGCUCUAGUUGAUACAGGAAAUAGGUACGAUCAGAGAAAGCUACUUCAUCAUCCAUUGGUGGAAAGUUUCCUGUACUUGAAGUGGAGAGCUUUGGUGCCGUUCUUCUAUGCAAUAAUAGCGUUAUUCGGGUUGUUCGUUAUUUCACUGAAUGUGUAUGUCGUAUCUGUGUUCUUCUAUCAAGAUAAAAAUAAGCUGAAUGUGGUUCAUGCUACGAACUACUCUUUCAACAGUUAUACAAUUAAACCAGUUCCAGGUUAUUUACGUUCAGACGUGUGGAAGUACAUGAUAUAUAUUACCGCUAGCCUGGUAACUUUGCAGGAGAUCAUUUUCAUAAAGAUCAACAAUAGAAGAUAUUUCCUGUUGCUGGAGACCUGGGUCAAGUUCGGAGCAAUUGGUCUCUCAAUAUUCUUGCCCAGCUUCGUCUCCUGGGAGAGAAUAGACAUCUUGCCUGGGACGGAGUCAACCGCAGAGUGGACGCGUCUCAUAGCGACUAUAGCACUGCUCCUGUCGUGGUUGGAAUUCAUGUUCUUACUAUCCAGGUUUCCAAACUGGGGGUUUUAUGUCCUGAUGUUUGGGAAGGUCGCAAGUAAAGUAUUUAAGAUCCUGCUCACAUUCAUGUUCCUAAUCAUUGGCUUUUCCCUCUGCUUCAUGAUACAAUUUCGCGCGAAGCCGCCAUUUGAGGGUAUAUGGGCAUCCAUCACGAAAACCUUAGUCAUGAUGACAUCUGAGUAUGACUACAUGUCCAUGAUCAACAAAGAACAUGCCAAAGACAUUGCUGCAUCAAUAUUAGUACUGCGUCUAGUAUUUAUCACCUUCGUUAUCCUAGCUUCCAUAGUUUUCAUGAACUUGAUGGUAGGAGUAGCAGUGAACGAUGUGAACACUCUAGCAGAUAUAGGAAAUCAGAAGAGGCUGGAAAAGCAGGUGGACUUUUUAACAUCACUGGAGGAUGUUGUCUGUCAUAAGAUAUUUCGUAAAUUUAAUUCAGGUUUGCCGAUGAGAAAGAAAAUUUUGCACAAAAUAGUUUUGAGACCAGAGGCGAAAUGUGGUUACUCCAAGAUACUGCCGAAGUAUUUAAGACAGUCCAUAUUUGAAAAAGCUCAGCUGCAGAAGAAGCAGAUGGAAGAUGAGUUAGGAUCGAUGGCGUACCAUCUUAAACUGGAUCAGAUACAUGAGGCAGUGGUUCGGAAGGAGGAGAAGCCGGAACAGCAGGAGUGGACUAUGAAUAUUACUCUUUUGAAUGAUACUGUUGAGAAAAUUAACAAUGAUAUUGAGGAGCUGAGAAACGAACUGAAUGUUAUCAGACGUUUUAUAUUAAGACGGGCUUCUAUUCAUUAA